Molecule: messenger RNA, 237 nt
Organism: Truncatella angustata
Lineage: Eukaryota; Fungi; Ascomycota; Sordariomycetes; Amphisphaeriales; Sporocadaceae
Exons: 3
Coding region: 1-237 (78 amino acids)
Source: RefSeq, a predicted model, not a curated record
AUGCCUAUCAGCAAGAAGGACAGAAGAACCAAGGAGCACAAGGCAGCUGAGAAAGCUGGCACUCGUGCACCUGUCAAGGCAAAUGGCCUUCCUGUAAAGGCGCCUAAGCCCACUUCAAUCUGCCAAAACUGUCGUAAGGAGAUCAUCAACACCAACAAGAUCCAGCUUGAGGUCCAUGCUGGUACUCACGACUCCAAGCUCUGGCCCAAAGAGAAGUGCUGGCCCAAUGACUUCUAG